GGUUGGAAGGCUGAUUGCCAUUUGGCGAAAUGCUGACGACAUGGCCUUUACGCCUAUUAUCGGGGAGGAGGGAGGAGAAGAGGAGGAAGCCGAGAUUGACAGCUCGAUCCUUGCCAGCUUUGUCGACAACCAGGUACCACCUGACGAAGCUAUCAUUAGCCUUGCAAAACACGUUUUCCCAGACUGCAAGGCCAUUACUUGGAUAGUAAACUACCUGGUUAUCGAGUUCCCGAAGACAGACAAGCAAGAGUUUAAAGACCGCCUUGAGUUACUCCCAAGUUCGACUAAAGAUGCGCCAUUUCACUUGCGAUUCCAUAAUGGUCCUCUCCCCAAUCGCGUCUUAAUUACAGUUGGCUUGAGACUCGGUAACAUUCAGAAUAAACCAAGGGGCUCCGUCAUCCUAGGCGGCUUCUCUCUGCAACUGUUAUACGGGAAGAGGCAGACAUAGCACGGCUUAGUAAUAGUUUGUCCUUAGAUCCCUUGGUCCCUGUAUGUUGUAGCCAAUGCAUGGCAAGACUCAGUUCCUGCUAAUAAGUGAACCUACUCAGUCACGCCUGAUAUAUACAGUGGCACCCGUAAAUCUCUCCUUCGGCUCAAGAGUGGUGAGUUCACUAUAGUGAUCUCGAAUCAUAUCGAUCAGGCGGGACGACUCGGGAUCGGUGCUAGCCAGGGUUAGUCGGUUACUGAGGUUUAGGUGGAAUGGAUUCUACGUAGGGGCACGAGCUACUUACGCGCAUCCUGGGUUGAACGAUGGAUGUAAUGCGUGCCAGAAAGCAGUGGCCUCGUCUUCAUCCCACACAGUGUUCCAUAUCAGGACAGCCGGCCGAGCGAUGUCUGCGAUUAUCUGUCGGACGGGAAUGUCCGGGGCGAACGAUACGAC
Messenger RNA from Phialemonium atrogriseum, 880 nucleotides. RefSeq lists its product as uncharacterized. Lineage: Eukaryota; Fungi; Ascomycota; Sordariomycetes; Cephalothecales; Cephalothecaceae. The transcript has a single exon. The coding region runs from base 41 to 448 and encodes 135 amino acids. The record is from RefSeq and is a predicted model, not a curated record.